Saccoglossus kowalevskii is the source of this 1902-nucleotide messenger RNA. Its product is annotated as CMP-N-acetylneuraminate-beta-galactosamide-alpha-2,3-sialyltransferase 2. Gene Ontology annotation, molecular function: beta-galactoside (CMP) alpha-2,3-sialyltransferase activity. Gene Ontology annotation, biological process: sialylation. Gene Ontology annotation, cellular component: membrane. Lineage: Eukaryota; Metazoa; Hemichordata; Enteropneusta; Harrimaniidae. The record is from RefSeq and is a predicted model, not a curated record.
UCGUGUUCUGAGCCUGUAUAAUACAAGUCACCGUAAUUCCUUAAUAUUCGAUGCCUUGUUUGAAAAAUGAAACCAAAAUAUGCUUGAGCAAUCAGUUAUUUUUCAGACAGUUAGGGAGUCAUUUUGAAUGAGCAGAUGAACUAAAGUUGAGGACAGCGCUUUCAGUUUGCUGAAUUACUUUGUGGAAUCCAUGAGGAUGGUUACCAGAUGUCAACUGCUCAACAGGCUUCAUUUAAUUUCAAGACUUUCUUUUUAAACUGUCUUCUAACUUUUUAAACUAUGUCCUACUCACGAGUACGUCGUCGAUUGCCAGUGGUAACAUUUAUCGCAUUGAUUUUUCUACUUUCACUUUUCACUUUGAUGUACAAACUAUAUUCCCCAAUACUAGUUUCAAACGCUAAUAUGAAAUCAACAGCGAGAUUGAAAGACUCGUUUACGGCAGCAACCCUGUUAUCAAGUAAUUGCACGAGGAUGCCUGUGUGGACGAAAGGUGAAUACAAAUUCUUUGAUGACAGAUACUCUAACAUUUCUACUAUAUGGUCCAGCAAACAUAAAGAAAUGACACCUGAAGCAUUACAAUGGUGGUUGAGAAUACAGCAAUCAAAAGAUACAUUUAGUACGUCUGAUUUAAGGAACUUAGUGGGCAAGCUUCUAGAGAUAAUACCGGACGUGAUGCCAUAUGCAACAAAUGUCAGUAAUAGGUGUUUACAAUGUGCUGUUGUGGGAAAUUCUGGUAAUCUACGUGACAGCCGGUAUGGUCAACUGAUUGACAGUCAUGACUACAUUAUGAGAAUGAAUACUGCGAAAACAGUAGGUUUUGAAAAAGAUGUGGGAAGUAGAACGACUCAUCAUUUUAUGUACCCAGAAAGCUUUGUUGAAGUGAUUGGAGAAACUAAAUUUGUUUUGAUUCCAUUCAAGCCAUUGGAUGUAUCAUGGCUGAUCAGUGCACUUACCACAGGAACAAUCGUCAGAACAUACAUGCCAGUGAGGAAACAGAUUAAUGUGAGCAAGAAAAUGAUUGAAGUUUACAAUCCAGCUUUCAUGUAUUAUGUGCACAAAACAUGGAAUGAAUUACAUGGUCGAUAUCCGUCCACAGGAAUGCUGGUAUUAUUAUUUGCAAUGCACAUCUGUGAUCAAGUUAAUGUCUUCGGUUUUGGUGCAACUAGUAAAGGUAACUGGGAUCACUAUUAUCAACCACCAGUGGAACCAUCCCUUGAGAAAGACAGCGCCUUUAAAUUGACUGGUGUACACAAUGCUGAAUUCGAGACUGAUAUUGUUAAACAAUUGGAAGAAAUUGGAAAAAUAACUGUGUACCGGGGUUCCAGAGUGUAAUCUUUAAAGCAUUCAUAGAAAUACGCUGACUCCAGCCACCGACACAGUAUACAGAGGUUCCCAGGCAUAACCUUAUAGGCAGUCAGAGGAACUCUAGCCACCAACACAGGAUACGGGGAUCCUAGUGUAACAUUAAAGCGUUUAAAACUAUGAGCUCAUUUAAGCCACCAACACAAUACUUGUGAGAUCACACCACUAAGACUAGGGCUCUGUGGACAGAGACACCAUGAACACAUUCAAACUAUGGCAAUUUUCGGAAUAUAUCAAAGGACAGUAUUCCCAAUAUUUAUGCUGUGUAAACCUUUACAUUUGGCUGAAAAACAAAUACCCUCACUACCGAUACAUCAAUUUAAAAGUACCGGUAUAUCUAUACUUAGUGCCAGUAUUUAGUCUUGCACAAUAAGUUGACAAGCGUCUUCAAUUUACAUUUUAUAAGUUAGAAUAAUUUUUUUAAAAAUAUUUAUGACUUUACAUGUUCAAAAAUCAAGUACAAAUGAGCUAAAAGUGUAUGUGUAUGUUUAGAGAUUUAAAUUUGACAUGCAUAAUGGCAAUAAACAUAUAGUGUAAUUU